UUGGGACAUUAUCUACUUCGAGAGUAUAUAAGGAGGCAGGUCCGAAACUCAGGCCAGACCGAAACAGCCCUUUCCAGUCCCGCCAUAAAAAUGCUGAAGUUUGUGUGUCUCGCUCUCUGUGUCGUCUACGCUAGCGCCACCUUUAGAGGUGGAUAUGGCGGUGGAUACGGAGGUGGAUAUGGCGGUGGAUACGGUGGAUAUGGCGGUGGAUACGGAGGUGGAUACGGUGGCGGAAUAGGUGGUGGAUAUUUUGAUGACGGAUACGGUAUCGGAGGUGGAUACGGAGGCGGAUAUGGAGGUGGAUACGGAAAAGGAGGUGGAAUCAUCAUUGGAGGUGGAUACGGUGGAUACGGAGGCGGAUAUGGCGGUGGAUACGGAGGCGGAUACGGAAAAGGAGGUGGAAUCAUCAUCGGAGGUGGAUACGGAGGUGGAUACGGAGGAUACGGUGGUGGUCUCGGUGGUAUUGGUGGUGGAUUCGGACGCAGAUCCAAAGGAAAGGGAUACUACUAA
Saccostrea cuccullata (small rock oyster) is the source of this 510-nucleotide messenger RNA. Its product is annotated as ctenidin-3-like. The record is from RefSeq and is a predicted model, not a curated record. The transcript is spliced from 3 exons. The annotation marks the transcript as partial. Lineage: Eukaryota; Metazoa; Mollusca; Bivalvia; Ostreida; Ostreidae.